Molecule: messenger RNA, 4091 nt
Organism: Pseudomyrmex gracilis
Lineage: Eukaryota; Metazoa; Arthropoda; Insecta; Hymenoptera; Formicidae
Gene: AP-2alpha
Product: AP-2 complex subunit alpha
Exons: 14
Coding region: 127-2952 (941 amino acids)
Biological process (GO): intracellular protein transport; clathrin-dependent endocytosis
Cellular component (GO): AP-2 adaptor complex; membrane coat
Molecular function (GO): clathrin-cargo adaptor activity
Source: RefSeq, a predicted model, not a curated record
ACAGCCACGAAGUCUCCUGCACGGGCUCGCGAAUAGUUCCACGCCUACCGUGAGCCCCGCGACCGUGCCGUGCGCGAACGCAACCCCCCCGAAUUCAGAUACGGUAGUCGUUAAGGGAAACAAGGCAUGAUGCCGGCUGUCCGUGGAGAUGGUAUGCGUGGACUGGCGGUGUUCAUUUCAGAUAUCAGAAAUUGCAAAAGUAAAGAAGCGGAAAUUAAGAGGAUUAACAAGGAACUAGCAAAUAUCCGCAGUAAAUUUAAAGGAGAUAAAACGCUCGACGGGUAUCAGAAAAAGAAAUAUGUGUGCAAGUUGCUGUUCAUUUUCCUUCUUGGCCACGAUAUUGACUUCGGGCACAUGGAGGCUGUUAACUUGCUCUCAUCGAACAAAUAUUCGGAAAAACAAAUUGGUUAUCUUUUCAUCUCGGUGUUGGUAAACACCAACAGCGAUCUAAUUAAACUGAUCAUACAGAGUAUAAAAAAUGAUCUUGGAUCGCGCAAUCCGGUUCAUGUCAACUUGGCCUUGCAAUGCAUCGCCAAUAUCGGUAGCAAGGAAAUGGCCGAAGCCUUCGGUAACGAAAUUCCAAAAUUACUUGUCUCAGGAGAUACCAUAGAUGUUGUAAAACAGAGUGCCGCGCUAUGUCUGUUGCGGUUACUGCGAACCGCUCCCGAUGUUGUACCCGGUGGCGAGUGGACGUCGCGCAUAGUUCAUCUGUUGAACGAUCAACAUCUGGGUGUUGUGACGGCCGCGGCGUCACUCAUAGACGCUCUCGUGAAGAGAAAUCCCGACGAAUACAAGGGCUGCGUCAGUCUUGCAGUUUCGAGAUUAAGUAGAAUCGUCACGUCGAGUUAUACAGAUCUGCAGGAUUACACGUAUUACUUCGUGCCCGCGCCGUGGUUAUCCGUCAAGUUGCUGCGUUUGCUGCAGAACUACACACCACCAGCUGAGGAUCCGGGUGUAAGGGGCCGUUUAAACGAGUGUCUAGAAACUAUAUUGAACAAAGCUCAAGAACCACCAAAGUCGAAGAAAGUUCAGCAUUCGAAUGCGAAGAAUGCUGUGCUCUUUGAAGCCAUUAGUUUAAUUAUUCAUAACGAUAGCGAGCCAAAUCUUCUGGUGCGAGCGUGCAAUCAGCUCGGCCAAUUCUUGUCGAAUCGCGAGACCAAUUUGCGAUACCUGGCACUCGAGUCGAUGUGCCACUUGGCCACUUCGGAGUUCUCGCACGAGGCCGUGAAGAAACAUCAAGAAGUAGUAAUACUGUCGAUGAAGAUGGAAAAGGACGUGUCCGUGAGACAGCAAGCGGUAGAUCUCCUGUACGCCAUGUGCGAUAAGACCAACGCCGAGGAAAUAGUUCAGGAAAUGCUCAACUAUCUGGAAACUGCGGAUUACUCGAUCAGAGAAGAGAUGGUUCUCAAAGUAGCUAUUCUGGCUGAGAAAUACGCAACUGAUUACACUUGGUACGUGGACGUUAUUCUGAACUUAAUCAGGAUAGCGGGCGAUUACGUUUCCGAAGAGGUUUGGUAUCGAGUCAUUCAAAUUGUCAUCAAUCGGGACGACGUUCAAGGUUACGCCGCGAAAACCGUCUUUGAGGCGUUACAAGCGCCUGCUUGUCACGAAAACAUGGUUAAAGUCGGUGGUUACAUACUUGGCGAGUUCGGUAACUUGAUCGCUGGCGAUCAACGAUCGUCCCCAGCUGUCCAGUUUCAACUACUACAUUCCAAAUAUCAUUUAUGCUCUCCCAUGACACGGGCGUUGCUGCUCUCGACUUACAUAAAGUUCGUCAAUCUGUUCCCGGAGAUUCGUAGUCAAAUACAAGACGUCUUCAGGCAGCACAACAAUCUACGCAGUGCAGACGCCGAGCUGCAGCAGAGAGCGUCGGAAUAUCUACAAUUGAGCAUUAUUGCCUCAACUGAUGUUUUGGCGACUGUGUUGGAAGAAAUGCCGGCGUUCCCCGAGCGAGAAUCGUCCAUUCUCGCGGUUCUCAAAAAGAAAAAACCCGGUCGCGUGCCGGAAAACGAAAUCAGAGAAAGCAAGAGCCCGGCGCCAAACGCGGCGAAUCAUCACGCUGAUGGUCCCGCCACCGUCACAUCCGUUACGGUUAAUAACACUUCCGCCGAUCUGCUGGGACUGUCGACUCCACCUUCCUCACAACCAUCCAGCAACACGGGUGUGCUGCUCGAUGUAUUGGGUGAUAUUUACAACAUGCCAAACAAAGUCGGUGCUACCAACGGUACUCAAAACACAUACAAUCCCAAAAAAUUCGUCUGUAAGAACAACGGUGUACUGUUCGAGAACGAUCUGAUACAAAUCGGCGUGAAAUCGGAGUUCAGACAGAAUCUUGGACGCGUGGGUCUUUUCUACGGGAACAAGACGCAAUACGCGCUGCACAGUUUUCAACCGCAGCUGUCUUGGUCCGACGAGAAUCAAGCGAAAUUAGCCGUACAAGUGAAACCUGUUGAUCCCGUAUUGGAAGCCGGUGCUCAGAUCCAGCAAAUGAUCAACGCGGAAUGUAUCGAUGACUACAACGAUUCGCCGAGUAUGCUUAUCUCCUUUAUUUACAACAAUGUGCCACAGAAAAUAACCAUGAAGUUACCAUUAACAAUCAACAAGUUCUUCGAGCCGACGGAGAUGAACGGGGAAUCGUUCUUCGCGAGAUGGAAAAAUCUCGGCGGGGCGAAUCAACAACGUUCGCAGAAAAUUUUCAAAGCGCAACAACCAAUGGACCUGGCACAGGUGCGCACGAAAUUACAGGGAUUCGGAAUGCAAUUGCUCGACGGCAUUGACCCGAAUCCGGAUAACUUCGUAUGCGCCGGUAUUGUUCAUAUGAGGGCGCAGCAAGUGGGUUGCCUGUUGCGCCUCGAACCUAACAAACAAGCCCAGAUGUUCCGUUUGACAGUACGAUCGAGCAAAGAGUCGAUGUCGGUAGAGAUCUGUGACCUGCUGGUGGACCAAUUUUAAACGGCCUAGCAGGUGUAAACCAUUGUCGUAAAAUUAGCACCGCGCCGUGAGAAGACAUAUCGUCAUCGAAAACAAAAAACAAAAAAAAAAAGAUUGAAAGAAUGUCAUCUCGCGUCAAAAAGAUACUGAUUUGUUAAGAGAUAUAUUUGCGUUGUACCCAAGCUUACGCUCGUAAUCCUGUAUUGAGAUCUUUGUGUAGGUGAUUUUCGAAUGAAUUGUACAUCGGUUUUUUUUUAUUUUUUUUAUUUUUUUUUUUAUUGAAACAUCAUUGAUUCCAAGUAUCAAGUUCCGGAACUAUCAGGGAAAAAAAAAAAAACAAGAUAUCCAUGUAUAAAGCUCCGGCUAUCAUGCACAGUAUUAUCUCACGAUCGAAUAUAUAUAAGAUGUAAAUCUGCAUCUUUAUUGUACGUUACAAUUCACAGUCCACGAAGUCAGAGAAAAGAAAGAGAGGGAAGAUGUUGGUUACGUGUUAUUAGAACCGAGAGACUUGUAGAGACAAGUUUUCCUCUUACGUAUCGUUACGAUUUAUCACAGCGUGAUUCGUUUCAUCGACGUUCUCCAAUUACGCAGUGUCAUUUCCGAUUAAAAUUCAAACAAAAAUAUGUUUGAUUUUUAAUUUGAUUUUUCGAGUUACUUCUUCUCUCCGCGAUGCUGAAUAAAAUAAAAGUUUAUUUAUUACAAUCUGUGGGAUCACAGUAUCAAAAUUAAAAUGCUGAUUUAUCGCGUAUAAGCUGGUCUUUAGAUUGUGAGAGAUUCUCUUUCAUGCUCGAACAUAUUGAAAUAUCGAGAAAAAAAUCCACUUUGUGUAUAGAUCGUAACAUCGCUGAGUCACUGUCAGAUAACAGAGUAGAACAUGUUUUUAUGCAUGUUAAAUUUAUCUCUUUUUUUUCUUGUUUUUUUCUUUUUUUUUUUUAUUACAUCAUGUCGCACCUACACGUGAGUGUUUCGUUCGGAUAAACGAAUUGUUCUCAUAAUUUGCUCAUUAGAUCAUCACGUGGAUGAGAGUAGAUUUGGGCACAAUGGCAGUAGUUGUAUAAUAUUAGCUGUUUAUCAGAUAUAUCCCUAUAUAUAUUUAACGGAGCUGCGAAUUUAUUAUUUGUGUAAUUAGUAGUUUUAUAUUUAAUUGUCCUAUCUUGAUC